Molecule: messenger RNA, 1778 nt
Organism: Condylostylus longicornis
Lineage: Eukaryota; Metazoa; Arthropoda; Insecta; Diptera; Dolichopodidae
Product: zinc finger and BTB domain-containing protein 41-like
Exons: 3
Coding region: 193-1644 (483 amino acids)
Biological process (GO): regulation of transcription by RNA polymerase II
Cellular component (GO): nucleus
Molecular function (GO): DNA-binding transcription factor activity, RNA polymerase II-specific; RNA polymerase II transcription regulatory region sequence-specific DNA binding
Source: RefSeq, a predicted model, not a curated record
UUUGCAAAAUUUACGUAUUAAGUAAAAUUAUUUUUUAAAUUUUAUUAUUUUAUCCAAUACUAGAUAUUUAUAUUCUUGGAAUAUGCAUAUUACAUUAUUUUUUCCACUUUUAAAAAAGACAUAAUGAAAGUUUUCAAAAAAUAUAGAUUGAGUGUAAAAUUUUAAUAUCAAUUGAUCCAAAUUUCAUUAAAAAUGGGCAAAAAUUCAGAAAAAAAUAUGUCAAUGGCACCUUCGAAGAAUAACGUAGCUGGUAAAUUACGUAGCGAGAGAACCAAAAAGUUAAUGAUGAAAUGCCAAAAAUGUCACCUCAAGUUUUCAUCCCAAAAGAAAUUUAUUCAACAUCUUAGAGAACAUGCAAAUUCCAGAAAUAGAUAUGGCAAAUCAACUCAAUGUGAUAGUUGUUCAAUGGUUUUCCCUACUCAAACAAAAGCGAUUCAACACAAACAUAGAGCACAUCCAGAUAUUCCAAACAGUUUUUGUCAAUUUUGCGGAAAAUUAUUUGUAUUGAAAAAUUCUUUAGAUGAACACUUGGCAAAAGAACAUGCUAAUCAAAUGUCUCAAUCCUGCAAUUUGAUAAAAUGUGAUCAUUGUUCAGCAACGUUUUCUAAUGCUGUAGCUUUGCAAUAUCACGUGAAAUCCUUACAUCAACAAAUCAAUUAUUUACUCGCAAAUGAUUUGUACAUUCCACCAUCAUCUACAAAAAUAAUACGAUCAAAUUCAUCCGAACUUUUUUCAGCAUAUUACUGUCAUCUUUGUGGUGUAGAAUACAUGAUAAAAAAUAGCCUUAAAAAACACUUGUACGAAAUUCAUCAACCUGAAGAGAGAAACAAGAAACCUGACGAUCUAAUUAAAUGUAGAACAUGUGAAGCAAUUUUUUUCACGAAAUUGGCGUACGAAAAACAUCUUGUGUUUCAUAAACCUAAUGAUUUUUAUGCUGCUAAUCAAGAAGCGAGAAUGAAAGUUGUUAGUCGUGUAGACCAAGAUUUUGAUAUUUCAAGGGUUCCGUUGUUGCAAGAAAUAAAUAUUAUGAUGAAGCAGAUGACUGAAAGUAAUAUGUUACCCCAAAAUGGCUUAGGAACACCAAAUAUUCUAACAAAUCCAAUUAAAAUAGAACCAGAUGAUUCAAAUGUAGGUUUAGAACCUUCAUUUCAAAACAAAAGUUUAGAUAUUAUUCCGAUUCAAAGUGUUAAGGUUGAAAAAUUUAACGUGUCUGAAAAAUUUCUCCCAUCAGGAGCUUUUGAUAAGACGGAUUAUGAUCAAAAUCAAUCUCAAACAAAUAAAUUAAUUUUAACCAAAAAUACAGAAUUAGAAAAUAAAAAAAUUCAAGAAAAAAAUAAAAUUUCAACGCUUAAUAGAAAAAUAUUUCAAACCAAGAAAAUUUCUUCAGAAACUAAACCACCAAUUAUUACAAAAUCUAAUAGUAAAAAUCCCUCUCCAACUGACUCAGGCGCUAGUUUUAAAGAGAUUGAUAAAACCUCAAAGGCUUGUACGAUUGUGUCCAAUAAAUUGGAAAAUAAAAUUGUAAUAAAAAGUAGAACUGAUGCCACAAUGGAGAUAGUUGAUUCACAAAACAAAGUAAUUUUACUGAAAAAAGUUGUAUUGAAAAAAAAACCAAAAGUUAAGGUGAAAAUGGAAAAUCAAUAAAGUUACUUUAAUUAAAUUUUUUCCAAUACUGAUAAAUAUUUCUUUUCAAAUUAAGUUUUAAAUAUUAAAAAGGUGCUGUAUAGUCAUCGUCAGCUACAUCAUCGUACAAUGGCUCAUCGUCAGAUAAAUUAGAA